AUGUCGAGAUCAAUUUUCAUUCAGAUGUCUGAUAGCAAGCAACUUGAAAACGAGGCAAGCUCCCUCCGACGUGUGGCUUUCGUUGGAGUUGUUGUCUCCUUCACUGCCACUUUGGUAUGCAUCAUUGCCGCCCCAAUGCUCUACAACUACAUGCAACACAUGCAAUCAGUUAUGCAAUCCGAAGUUGACUUCUGCCGCUCCCGAUCUGGGAACAUCUGGAAAGAGGUUACCCGCACCCAAGUUCUCUCCAAGGUUUCUGGGGGAGCAAUCCGAUCUCGUCGUCAGACCGAAUACGAAAACCUAGGCGUAGAAGGCUCGUCUUCACAGGGAGGAUGUUGCGGAUGUGGAACAUCUGCCGCUGGCCCGCCCGGAUCUCCAGGACCCGAUGGACAAGAGGGAUCAAACGGACGACCCGGAGCUCCAGGAACUAAUGGUCCUGAUGGUCGUCCUGCCACACAAGCUUCAGCAAGCGAUUUCUGCUUUGACUGCCCACCAGGGCCUCCAGGUCCAGCUGGAUCAAUUGGACCAAAGGGACCAAACGGAAACCCAGGGUUCGACGGUCAGCCAGGAGCUCCAGGAAACAAUGGUUUCGCCGGUGGACCAGGAGCCCCAGGAUUAGGCGGAAAAGACGGUCAAUCCGGAAAUGCCGGAGUGCCUGGAGCGCCAGGAAAAAUUACUAACAUCCAAAGACCAGCUGGACUACCAGGAGUACCAGGACCAAUUGGACCAGUUGGUUCAGCAGGUACGCCAGGAUCCCCUGGAAAUCCUGGAUCCCAAGGACCACAAGGAUCAGCUGGUGAUAAUGGAGGAGAUGGUUUCCCAGGACAGCCAGGAGCCAACGGAGACAAUGGACCCGACGGAGAGACCGGAGUCUCAGGAGGUUGCGAUCACUGCCCACCACCCAGAACUGCUCCAGGGUAUUAA
Molecule: messenger RNA, 924 nt
Organism: Caenorhabditis elegans
Lineage: Eukaryota; Metazoa; Nematoda; Chromadorea; Rhabditida; Rhabditidae
Gene: col-171
Product: Nematode cuticle collagen N-terminal domain-containing protein
Exons: 1
Coding region: 1-924 (307 amino acids)
Molecular function (GO): structural constituent of cuticle
Source: RefSeq, marked reviewed